Molecule: messenger RNA, 3719 nt
Organism: Carassius carassius (crucian carp)
Lineage: Eukaryota; Metazoa; Chordata; Actinopteri; Cypriniformes; Cyprinidae
Product: B-cell receptor CD22-like
Exons: 16
Coding region: 415-3579 (1054 amino acids)
Source: RefSeq, a predicted model, not a curated record
AUAGCGUUUGAGAAACAUUUAGGGUGUCAUCAGCAAAUUCUAAUAAACGAUUAACUGUUUAAGGAAUAAAAUAGUCAGUUAUUACAGCAGUCAGUUAUUUAGCUUGAUGGAGCAGUAGGCAUGAGUCAUUUGCUGCUGUAAUUGCAGGUUGAAUAAAAUAAGGUAACAAGUUCAAUAAAAAAACAAUUAGGUGUAUUUAACGAUUUGGUGUAAUUAACAAACUGCAUGUUGUCAUGCAAAAAUGACAUUUUCGGCAUGCAAGGAUGAACAAAAGGAAGGAGAAACAGACUGACUCAUUAACAGCUGUGACCACCAAAAAAAAAAAAAAAAACAUAUAUUCACCCACACACAACGACAAACACCAAAUGUGCUGUCCAGAGUAUAACUGUAUUUAUUUCAUCAGCAGCAGACAGAAUGAUGGUUCCUGAAGGGAUUUCUCUGCUUCUGUUUGUUCUUCUUACGGUCUUCUGCACCGGCUCAAAUAAAAAGCUUAUAAUUGUGCCUGAAAAAACAGAAGAAAUUAAUGAAGGAUCAUGUGUGACCAUCCCCUGUGCUUACAAAAAAGAAAAGGAUGAAACAUAUACACUGUUGUGGUUUAAAGAUCCAGAAUAUGAGCACAAUAUUUAUAUCGGGACUAUUGUAUAUAGUAACACAGAAGAACGUCCCCAGUCACCAGAUUACUCCAGCAGAGCUGAAUACAUCACCAAUGCAACAUCAAUGAAGCAGCAAACACACCAGGAUGAAAACUGGAUAAAAUGUGAUUUAAGAAUCACCGAUCUUCAAAAGACAGACAGUGGGAAAUACAAGUUUAGAUUUAUUUAUUCCACGAGUAAGUUCAUCAGUGAUGCUCUGACUCUCACAGUUACAGACAAUCCUUGUAAGGUGCACAUUGAACAAUCAGAACUGACAAAUCCACUCCAAGAGUCAGAAGAAUUGACUGUUCGCUGUUCCACAUCUGGUUCUUGUGAUUCUUAUCCUGAAUGGCUCAUCCAUACAUCAGGACAAAAGCAAGAAUGGGUUUCCUCCUUGUCAACUGAUAUGAUCACACUGACCGAAGAGAAAGGAGAAGACAGAAAGGUCACAGAAUUAAAGCUCAAUGUGACAUGGAAAGAUGACAAACGCACUCUGUCUUGUCGUCCAGCGAAGAGUGUGGACAGCUGCCAGAUCAGGAACUUCACUUUACUGUCUGUGGAAUAUGCUCCUAAAGACACAAAGGCAACCGUGAGCUCUGAAGAUGUAAAGGAGGGAGACUCAGUCACUCUCUCCUGCAGCAGCGCAGGACGCCCUGAUGUCAGCUUCUCAUGGUUCAAAAAAGAGAAAACAGAAAUAGCUCAACAAACUUCUGACUGGACACUAGUUAAUGUGAAACCAGAAGACAGUGGAGAAUAUUACUGUGAAGCUAAAAACAAGCAUGGAGCAAAGAAAUCAAAUAGCAUUAAAAUUGAUGUGACGUAUGGUCCACAAGGCGUCACAGUUCAUCCUCUGGACAGUGUUAAAGAUCCUAAAGAGGGAGACCAACUAAAACUCAUGUGUUCAGUCCAGAAAAGUAACCCAACAGUCAAUCAGUUUACAUGGUACAAAAAUUCCCAAGACCUGCAUAAAACCGGCGAGACACUCAUCAUCAGUGAAGUUACUGCAGAGGACAGAGGAUCUUACUAUUGCCAGGCUUAUAAUGGGAUAAAAACUGUGAAAUCAAAUGACCUCAGGGUUUCUGUAAUGUAUUCACCAAGAAACAUCAAAAUCGAGGGCUCGACCUUUGUAAAAGUGGGCUUUCCACUGACUUUGACUUGCUCGGCUGAUGCUAACCCUUCGUCACACAUGUACACAUGGAAGCACAAACCUGGACUGUCUUCUUUCCCGUUAUCAAUAGAAACUGGACAGUUAAAUAUUAAGAAUGUGACCGUUCAACAUGCAGGGCAGUACACAUGUGAUGUUACCAACACUAUUGGCACAAGAUCACAAACCAUUAAAGUUGAUGUGCUUUAUCCUCCAACUAAUCUCAGAUUGAUCAUGAAGGAGGAAGUGAGAGAGUUUGAAGUGAUCUCCAUUAUCUGCUCAGUUCAAAGCUUUCCUGACUCACAGCUCACAGUGACAGGACCUCGGGGUGAUCUGAGAUCUGUUCAGAAGAAUCGAGUGAACAGCACUCCAUCUGCAAACAUGUUGACUCUCUACUUCAAUGUCUCUGAGUCAGAUUCAGGGAUGUACACAUGCAAAGCAGGAAAUUCAGAAGGAAAUUCUGGAACUGAACAAGAGCUAAUUGUGUUGCAUGCACCUAAAUAUGUGAGUGUAAGUUCUAAAGGAGAACAGACAUCUGGGAGUGAGCUGACCCUUACAUGUGAGGCUCACUCCAAACCUGCUCCAUCCUCAUAUGAGUGGAAGAAACGCUUUAAUGGGGCGAUAAACACAGUCGGACAUAAACAGGAACUACAAUUUACCUCUCUGAAAAUCACUGAUUCUGGUCAGUACAUCUGUAUUGCUCAUAAUUCCUUUGGGAAAACAGAAUCCUCAUCUGUAGAGAUCAAGGUCAAGUAUGCUCCAAACAUGAAUAUUGUCCAUAACAUGACAACUUCAACUCAGAGGAAUUGGGAGAUUCCAGUCUAUCUGACCUGCAGUGCAGAUGCGAAUCCUCCCGUCACUGACUACAAAUGGUACAGAGAGGAGGACAACACCACGGUACUAUCACACCAGCAGAACUUCACUGUUUGGCAAAAGAGCCCAGGAAUGUAUUACUGUACAGCAGACAAUGCUAUCGGAAAAUCACAAUCCAAAAGCAUCAAGUUAUUUAUCAGCAGUAACUCUCUCACGUUGUUCUGCCAGAUCUUCUUACCCAUCAUUCUCCUGUUGAUUCUCAUUGUUUUGGCCAUCUUUCUGAUACGCAGGACUAUCAUCAAGGCAAGAUCAAAUCAGCAAAGUGGAGCAGAUAAUCCAUUGUGCUUUUUUCCAGUAUUCCUGUCACGCUCUUCAACAGUGACAAGCUUACUUUUAUUGGGAUCACGUAAUAAUACCCAGGAAAAUCUGUCAGCGGAAGACAUUCCUGAUCCAGGUUACGGAAGGGUUGGUCAAUCACGUCCGACACCCCAUUCCCAAGAUCCUACACAAGUCCAAGACCUUGAUCCAAGGCCGAAAUCUAAUAUCCACACGGUGUACGCUGCUAUUAAACUGCCACAGAUGAAACCGGGAAAACAGUCCCCCAAACAAGAAAAAACUGGAUAUAUGGACAAUGACGCAGCUACCCUAAACUAUGUCACUCUUGAUUUCAAGGGACAAAAUGAGCCAGGAAAAAGAGUACCUGAAAGUUCGUCAGUCUACGCUGUGGUGUCAAAGAAUAAGCAGACAACGAAUUCCCAAACAGAAAAUCCAGAUUAUGAGAAUGUUUCUUCUGCAUGUGUGCCAAAGCUUCCAUUCACAAAUAUGGACUGGGAAUCUGAUACCAGUGAAGAAGAUGAGGUGAAUUACUCCACUGUGUCUUGUCCUGCCAAGCCUGCUGCUAAUCAACCCAGACAUAAUCAGAAGAGCCACCUUAGCAGUUCAAGCUCUGAUGAAGAAGACAGAACUGUAUAUUCAGCCAUAAAAGCAUAACCACAAGGAAUGUCCAACUUAAGUAUUAAUACCAAGUGUUUUAUUCUUAACCUGUAUUAUACUUAUAUUUUUAUUCUAUAUAGUGUUAUUUUAAAGUUAAAAUAUAUAAAUAAUGAUUCUAUAAGAGUGUUUUAUAUAUA